Molecule: messenger RNA, 608 nt
Organism: Culicoides brevitarsis
Lineage: Eukaryota; Metazoa; Arthropoda; Insecta; Diptera; Ceratopogonidae
Gene: ND-B18
Product: NADH dehydrogenase [ubiquinone] 1 beta subcomplex subunit 7
Exons: 3
Coding region: 114-473 (119 amino acids)
Cellular component (GO): mitochondrion
Source: RefSeq, a predicted model, not a curated record
GUCUUUUUGACGUUUCCCAUUUUUCGAUCAAAAUAUUCAAGAGUAUUUUUUUGUAAAAUUUGUCUUUUUCGCAGACAGAGCUCCUUCAGAGACACUUUUGUGUGAUAUUCGCGAUGGGAAACUGGACCGCUCGAUACAUAACUAACCCUGAAGGAACUCCAGAUGGAUCAACACCGCCAUCCUUUGAUCCAAUGUACGGAUUUCCAAAUGGUCGGAAAGAAAGAGUGAUGAUUGCUACUGAAAAAGAAAUGGUUGCUGCGAAGAUCCCCGUGGAGAAUAGAGAUUAUUGUGCACACAAAUUGAUCGAUUACAAACAAUGCCGACAAGAAGUUUGGCCAUGGACCUAUCAGUGCGCUCAUGAGAAACACGCGUAUCUUACCUGCCAAUAUGAAGACUACAUUAUCAGAAUGAAGGAAUAUGAACGUGAAAAGCGUCUCUUGAGAAGAAAUCAAAAUAUUCAAGGACAUGUAUAAGUUAUAAAAGAACUUGAAUGUCUUAAAUUUUAGUCAAAAAAGUUCUUUUUUUUCACAACAUCUCCAAAUUACAGCCUCCUUCAAAAUAAUGUUGAUUUAAAUGCAACUGUAAUAAAUAAUCGGAAAUUAAUUAGA